AUGCAUCGCAAUUGUGGGGCAUCCACUUUUACAGUACUGGUGCUCAUCCCUGCCGUGCUCUAUCUAUACGGCAGCUUACGUAGCAUUCACCAACUCCAACGAACCCUUCGCCUUCUCACGAUCGGUCGUGGUGACAUCAAAGAGAACACUUUUGCGACUAACAAGCAAAGAGACUCGCACGUUUUAAAGAAAGAGCAAUCUGCUCUUGGUGGGGUCGCUUUGCCAACCAAUGAGGAGUCGACGUCAUCCACGGGUAUACACAUUACCACACCUCGGCAAUGGCAGGCAUCGGAUUCUUUUGACGAAAACAACAACACGACAGCUGUGCCCGUAUCCGGCAACCCACCUACACUUUUCUGGCAUGUAGGACCCCACAAAACGUCCACUACCGCCAUUCAGAGGUUUCUGGCGGCCAACAAAUAUUUAUUGCGGGAGAAAGAUAACAUUGAGUCUCCUUGGAUGAUGCCGGGACAUUUCCAUGGUGCCGAAAUUGUAGUCAAUGUAGCAAGGUGUCUGUCUGGACGAAAAGGACCUAAGGAUAUGAGUUGCCAACAAAUGUUGCAGUCCUUUCAACACUUUGUUGCAGGCGCACGGGCAGAUUCGAAGAACAUCGUACUGUCAGCCGAGGGAUUUUCUUUCUUCAACGAACUACAAAUUCAGCAGUUUGUUCAAGACUACUUUGCUGGUUGGGAAAUUCGAGUGAUUGUAUUUUUUCGCCGUUUUGACGAUUGGCUAGCCAGUUUGCAUUUUCAAAAGAAUCGCCACACACCAUUUCGUGAACGUUCAAACAUUGUUGACUUUUUGGAAGCCCCAAGCAUCUUUUCCACUGUCGAAUUUCAUUAUAGCCACAAAGUUCGUGAACGGUACCAAUCGGUCACGGAUCACAAUGUGACGAUUGUUAACUUUCACACGGCGGAUGAGGGCCGGAGUCUGAUAGAACAAUUCGUUUGUGACGGGUUGCAAGGAAUGGCACCGCACACAUGUCGGGCUGCUCAAAGGUUUGUCUCCAUCAAGAUCAAUAAGUCACAUUCUUUGGACUCUGGCUUUCUGUUGGCUGAAGCAUUGGAGCAGAACAUGCUGCCCUUGCUUGAUUUCGCCAACCGGACACUCUCGAGUGACGAAGAGACGUCAUUACUGGCAAGGAUCGAUCGCAAGCUUGAAACGAGUACAGAUCUCCCGGUUCGCUGUUUGUCAGAGACGGCGCAAGGCCACGUCUGGAAUCGGACCAAAGAGUGGUUCCCGUUUGACCUAGAAAGGUCAAAGUCGUUAUCAAAAGCCGAAAAUGUGUCUCGGUCGAGAACAUGCUGCUUGGAUGUUUCGCGAGUAUGCGCACUUGACGACUGGAAGGCGUUUUUCCGAGGACUGCCUGUGAGUAGGGAAAUAGACUGA
This is a messenger RNA of Phaeodactylum tricornutum CCAP 1055/1, 1389 nucleotides long. RefSeq lists its product with no specific name. The record is from RefSeq and is a predicted model, not a curated record. The transcript has a single exon. Bases 1 to 1389 code for a protein of 462 amino acids. NCBI's taxonomy places the organism in Eukaryota, Bacillariophyta, Bacillariophyceae, Surirellales, Neidiaceae.